AUGGCCGCACACUUCUCCGUCGCCCGCGCAGCGCGCCAAUUGAGCUCCUCCGCCGCUCGCAGACCCUCUGCCUUUGUGUGCCAGCGCUGGCAGCGCCCUGCGAUAGUCGAGCGACGGCUAUUCUCGGGAUCCGCCGCAGUGAGGGAGAAGAAGUACACAGAAGACCACGAGUGGAUUGAGCUUUCCGCAGACGGCAAGACCUGCACCCUCGGCAUCUCCGAAUACGCCGCCAAAGCUCUCGGCGACGUCGUCUACAUUGAGCUCCCGCAAGUCGAAAUGGACGUGGCCGCCGGCGACGCAAUCGGCGCCGUUGAGUCGGUAAAAUCCGCGUCCGACAUCCUGACCCCCAUUGGCGGCACCGUGACCGAGGUGAACGACGCGCUGCAAGAAAAGCCAGGGCAGAUCAAUAAGGACCCCGAGGGCGAGAGUUGGAUUGCGCGGUUGAAGGUGGAGGGCGAGCCCGAGGGGAAGAUGAUGAGCAAGGAGGAGUAUACUGCGUUUACGGAGGAGGCGUGAGUGUGGGCAUGGGGCUUGGGUGGGAGGCGGCAUGUGCGGGGGAUAUUUCAACAUCCAGUGGAUGCUAUGUUCAACAGAUGAAGCCAAUUCCGAGCCUUAUGGAGUUUCGACAUUUUUCAGAGGUUCUUGAGAGCACGAUAGUGAUCCCUGGGUUGCGAAUCGCAUUCUGACGGAGCAUAUCAAGUAUUAACACUACAACUAUCCAGAAGCACGCUAACCAU
Molecule: messenger RNA, 737 nt
Organism: Trematosphaeria pertusa
Lineage: Eukaryota; Fungi; Ascomycota; Dothideomycetes; Pleosporales; Trematosphaeriaceae
Exons: 3
Coding region: 1-516 (171 amino acids)
Biological process (GO): glycine decarboxylation via glycine cleavage system; protein lipoylation
Cellular component (GO): glycine cleavage complex; cytoplasm; mitochondrion
Source: RefSeq, a predicted model, not a curated record